Phaedon cochleariae (mustard beetle) is the source of this 1437-nucleotide messenger RNA. NCBI's taxonomy places the organism in Eukaryota, Metazoa, Arthropoda, Insecta, Coleoptera, Chrysomelidae. The record is from the annotation of a GenBank genome assembly.
AUUCGCUGUCGAGUCGCGGACGCGAAUGGAUGUAGUAGCUAUUUGUUUCUACUAUUUCCUUCGAUAUAAUAUAAUCUAGUAUAUAGAUACCACUGACAAUCGGGAAAUCGCGUGUGGGCCAGUGAAAAAUCAAGGUUAUAUCUGAGGCAACCAAGUGAAAUGAACAAAAUAUGGACCGUUGCAGUGCUGGUGAUUUACCUAGGAAGUAGCGUGACACCCCUGGAGAAUGGUCUCGCCCGAACACCUCCAAUGGGCUGGCUGGCAUGGGAGAGGUUCAGGUGCAACACAGAUUGUAAGAAUGAUCCCGAAAACUGUAUAAGUGAGAACCUUUUCAAGACCAUGGCAGACAUCGUCGUGAAUGAAGGUUAUGCCGAUGCAGGCUACGAGUACAUCAAUGUCGAUGAUUGUUGGUUGGAAAAGGAGAGGAACUCUUACGGGCAACUCGUUGCUGAUAGAACAAGAUUUCCGACUGGAAUGAAAUCGUUAUCAGAAUAUAUCCACUCGAAGGGCCUCAAGUUCGGCAUCUACGAGGACUACGGCAACUACACGUGCGCGGGCUACCCGGGCGUGCUGGGCUUCCUGCAGCGCGACGCAGACACCUUCGCCUCCUGGGACGUGGACUACGUGAAGCUGGACGGGUGCUACGCGCAUCCCAUCGACAUGGACGUCGGGUACCCCGAGUUCGGGUUCCACCUGAACAGGACCGGCCGGCCCAUGAUCUACUCGUGCAGCUGGCCCGUCUACCAGAUCUACGCUGGCAUGCAGCCGAACUUCACCUCCAUCAUCGAGCACUGCAACGUGUGGAGGAACUUCGACGAUAUCCAGGACUCGUGGGCGAGCGUCGAGAGCAUCAUCGAUUACUACGGCAACAAUCAGGACGUAAUAGUGCCGAACGCCGGGCCAGGACAUUGGAACGAUCCUGAUAUGUUGAUAAUUGGAAACUUUGGUCUCAGCUAUGAACAAAGCAAAACCCAGAUGGCAUUAUGGGCCAUACUAGCAGCACCUCUUCUGAUGUCGGUAGAUUUGAGAAAUAUAAGGCCAGAAUACAAAGCCAUUUUACAAAACAAGAAAAUUAUAGCUGUGGAUCAAGAUCCCUUGGGAAUACAAGGAAGAAGAAUAUACAAGCACAAAGGCAUCGAAAUAUGGUCAAGGCCUAUAACGCCUCUAUUCCAGAAUUAUUUCUCUUAUGCCAUAGCCUUCAUCAAUAGGAGAACAGACGGGACACCAUCUGAUGUAGCUGUAACGCUCAAAGAGUUGGGGCUAACAUCACCUACGGGAUACAGAGUAGAAAAAAUCAAGCUAGUUACUGAAAGGCUCUGGAAAUCACACGUUGAGGCACUUGGGUUGCGUGCAAGAUUCUAUCAGACGAUCGACCCUGGAGAUAAAACAUGGAAACACAACCUCACUCUUCUUAUUUGUUCACAGACGGAAGAUUGA